This is a messenger RNA of Amblyraja radiata (thorny skate), 3109 nucleotides long. RefSeq names its product doublecortin domain-containing protein 1-like. The transcript has 20 exons. Gene Ontology annotation, biological process: intracellular signal transduction; regulation of mitotic cytokinesis. NCBI's taxonomy places the organism in Eukaryota, Metazoa, Chordata, Chondrichthyes, Rajiformes, Rajidae. Gene Ontology annotation, cellular component: midbody. The record is from RefSeq and is a predicted model, not a curated record. Gene Ontology annotation, molecular function: microtubule binding. The coding region runs from base 58 to 2751 and encodes 897 amino acids.
CCAGGUCAAUGGAAGAACUCAAAACUGGACAACCCUUUGUGGAACAAACUCACCUACAUGUGGCCUGUGAUGCCAGAUGGUAGAUUGAAUGAGGAAUACGAUUGGCCAAUUGAAGGGUCCCUUCUCCCCAAUGCUCCACCACUGACCAAGCCAAUAACGAAGACUCAAGGCAUAUACGCACCUGUGAGAUUAAAGGUUUUGAGGAACGGGGAGCAGGAUAAGUCCAGGAUACUAACAGUCACGGGACCGGAUAUCGCAAGCAUGCUCAAGAAAACAUGCACCUCAAUGCUGGGACUGCCCUUUGCAGCCCGCAGAAUGUUUGAUGAAACUGGACAGGAGCAAAUUCUUCUGACAGAUCUCCAGAGGGAUCAGCUGGUGUAUGUGUCCUGUGGGGAGGCUUGGACAGAUCCUAAAGUCAUCUCUGUCGAGAAGAAGAAACGUCUCUGCCUUAAAAGUUUGACUUCUGAUGUUGCUCUGAUCCGCAAUUACUGCGCCAUGUGUAAUCCAGAAGGUUUGGUCCUUGAGGUUGUGGGUAAUCUGGUUGCUGGAGCCAAGUUGGCAUUGGCUGAAUGUGCUGUGUCCAUUGAUGGUGAAGAUAUCUGUUCUGAACCAGAUAAGCAAGACCAAUCUUGCUCCCUAACAACUGAGGAAGACCAUAACAGGGAUGAAAACUUAUUUACUGAUUUACUGGAUGCACAUACCAGGACACAUUUUCUCCGUGACGCUCAGCAACCCAAAGGACUUUAUCUAUGGGAAAGAAAUUCAAAGGCAUUUGAUGAUGAUGAGGUCUCACAGCAAGAAGAUGGGAGAUUGUUUACAAACGUUGAUUUGUACAAUAAAUACAGGCCCUCAAAAAAAUCUCUUAGACCCCAAAAGGUGUAUCAGCAACAGUUCCAAUUCCAAGAUGGACAUAUCAUCAACUGUAACUAUCCUUGGCUUGUCGUGGGAGUUCCUGAGACGAAUGCACAGGCAGGCAUGGAAGUGACAUUGGUGGAGAAGAAAGCUGAUGACAUCUUUCAACGAUGGAAGUUAUCAGAUGGAAGCAGGACGUUCCAUUUACUGGCCAAACCUGACCUUGUGCUCGCAAUCUCAAUGCCCCAAAUUAAACCAGGUAACAGCAGGAGUGUGAUGGAACUGCAGGGAUGUUCAGUUAUUCUUCAGAAAUUCAAGGGAUACAGCCACGGUGUGGCCAAUCAGAGAUGGCUCUGGGUACCAGAGAGGAGAGUACUAAGUGUGUUUUCUACCUCUGUAUUGGACAAUGAAGUUACCGCAGCAAACCAGGCCGGUGUGUGCACCUUCUCUAUCUGUGGAAUGCAGGAAGCAGAGCAACCUGGUUAUUCCUUCACUCACCCCAAAACAAAGCGGAGAACAAUGGUUUGUUUGGCCUGUGCCAGGACAUUGAGGGGAAAGAAUGUUAUGACAAAGCUGCAACUAGGUGCCUCAUUCAUCUGUGCCACAGGCUGCAAAGAGAGCCAUGUAGAAGAAACAGGACCUUUCAAGUGCCUCAGAGUUCCACAGGUUGACCUUUCCACUUCUGAAGCCAUAAAUACUUUGGGUCACUUGGAAGCAAAAGUAAAUUCCUUGCGGAUGGAGACAACAGUGCAAACCAUCGCACGGGAUAUCUCAGCUGCCAAGACCCAGGCAGCAGUACGAAUCCUGGCCUAUCGAAACGGUGCUGAAAAUAAGAACGGUGAAUUGAUUAUUGGAACAACGUUUUCCUUGUUGCUUGCCCUGUGUACUGAAAGACUAAAGCUAACCAGGCCUGCUCGCAGACUGUACACCGCUGAUGGAAACCUGGUCUUGUCUAUUGCUGAACUGGUGGCAUGGGCAAUCAAUGACACAUCACAGGAAAAAGAGCUGGAAUGGAGACAAGCUAAAGAAAACAAAGACGGGGCAAAAUUAUUGACUCCUGAAAGUGAUGACUUGGACAUCCGUGAAGACAUUAAAAUAAACCCAACCAUCAGAAACCCUCCUGAGGUCUGGGUGUCUUGUGGAGAGCCCUUUGUACCUCUUAGUGAAUUGAACAAAAGGCUGCGGCUCCAACAAAAGCAUUGGUUGCAGAAAGAAAAGGUUCUCUCCGAUCUUGAUAAAAUGAAGCACAAAAUGCGUCACCUUCAAGGGAGACGAGUGGGAUCCAUGUGUCCUGCCAACAUGGUUCCAACAAAAUCUCCGAUUCAGCCCGUUGUGGUGGAAGGUGGAUGGACAGAACCUUCCUCAGAGGAAGUGAAACUGAUGGAAGAUGUACAAAACAUGGAGAUGCAUCUAUCAGAAGUCCAAUAUAUGCUAAUGAAAGAACGGCCCUCGUUUGUCAGUAAGAUGGUUUCCAGUCAAAGGCUUCUUUACAGUCAACCAAAUGUCAAGAGAGUUCUGGCCUAUCUGAAUGGUGAAUGCCCAGAUCAAGGAGUGUUUGCAUGGGGCAAGACUAUUCCAGAGCUGCUGGAGAACUGCACAGCCCGCCUGAAGCUGCGAUCUGCAGCCAAGUGCCUCUACAGCCCUGACGGAGAGCAGAUCACCUCGUGGGAACGAGUCGAACGAGACAUGUUGGUGUGCGUCUCUCAAGGGGAGCCGUUCAUGACCAGAGCAGCGAGCCGCCAAAGCGUGGAGAUCAGAGCCAAUUAUGCACGAGUGCAAAAGGAAUAUGGGCAAGAUGCCACCAACAUCAUUGUUAGACCAAAAAUCAGCCUCAACGUACAGUCUGAGGCUCCCAGUCCAUUUCUGGCCCUUCUCCCAAGCAGAGAUAUUAAUGAAUGAACGAGACAGUGAAGAUUUCGGGGUCAAUCUGAUACAAUUCUGAACACCCAGACGUUCCUGAUAGGAAAAUGGACUUGUCAAAUUGCAGUGGAUUUUUGUCAUCCACCGUUUUCAAUUUCCCUCUAACACAUCAUCUUCAAAGUGCCACCUGAAAAGAACUAAGCACUCCAGAGAAACAUUGAACGGUGAACUGCUUGGCGACGAAACAAUUUGAAAGAAAAAGCUCCUGCACCAUUGUUGGUUGGUUUAGUAAAUAUUUGGAUUGUGGAGCAGAAUCUGCAAAGAUCAGUUUAGUGCGAUAAUGAACUGCAAAGUGUACGAUAUGGUUAGAUUUCACAAUAAAUAACGAGGAAUCUAA